Molecule: messenger RNA, 2082 nt
Organism: Thrips palmi
Lineage: Eukaryota; Metazoa; Arthropoda; Insecta; Thysanoptera; Thripidae
Product: WW domain-binding protein 11
Exons: 11
Coding region: 152-1885 (577 amino acids)
Biological process (GO): mRNA cis splicing, via spliceosome
Cellular component (GO): spliceosomal complex
Source: RefSeq, a predicted model, not a curated record
UAUUCGUUGUUGUUUGGUUUUGGUGUUGUUUUGUUAGUCCGCCGCGGUGUUCAUGCAAGAUUAUGUCUUGAAUUUGCAGAAGAAUAGUGUCUCCUUGGUGUCAUCGGGACAAUUUUUAUUAGCUUGAAUAGGAAACAAACAAAUUUUCAAGAUGGGUCGCCGUUCGAUUAACACCACCAAGAGUGGGAAAUACAUGAAUCCCACAGACCAAGCACGUAAAGAAGCCAGGAAGAAAGAGCUUAAGAAAAAUAAGAAGCAGAGGCAGAUGGUGCGGGCAGCUGUCUUGAAAGGAAAAGAUCCACACCAAAUAAUUUCUGAGCUGGAACGUAUUGAUCAGAUGGAAUAUAACGUUCUGCAGCCAUCACCCCUCAAUGAAAAAGUUUUGAAAGACAAGAGAAAGAAGUUGAAAGAUACCCUUGAUAGAGUAUUGAAGAUGUAUGACAAAGAUGAUCCUGAGCGAUGGGCAGAGCUGAAAACUCAAGAGGCAGAUUAUGAAAAACGUCGUACAGCUCUCUUGCAAUAUUAUGAGGCUGUAAGACAUGCCCAACAAGUUCAAAUUGAAGAAAUUCCCCUACCACUUUCCUUGACUGGUGGUAUGCCAGACCUACCUGGUGGGUUAACCGGGCAGAUUCCUCUGCCUGCAGGCCUUCCUUUGCACAUUCCUCCACCUCCUAGUAUUCUCAGGAAGAGGUCUGCUUACAGCCCCUCCCGAAAACCAAAGAAAGCCCCUGGUGUUCCCCCAGGCCCCCCUCCAGAAUUGUCGGAUGAUGAAGAAGACGGAGCGCCAAUGGAUACAACUCCCGUGUCCAUUCCAGCUGGUAGUAGACGUAUCAGGUUUGAAGAUGAUUCUGAUGAGCGACCACCAGGAGAUGACUCCAGAGAUAAAAAUAGUUUUGAUGAUGAUCAAGAUCGAUCCAAAGUCAAUCUAGCUCCCACAUCAAAGCCUCAGCCCACAGCUCUACAGCAAAAGAUGUUGGCCAUGGCAGGCCAGGACAUCGACCAAUUUAUGAAAGAGAUGGAAGAAGUACAUAAGAGAAAAGAAGCAGACCGGCAAGCGGAUCUAGACGCUCGCCUUGCUGCCAUUGCGGACUCAGGUGAAGAGCCCAGAAGAGGUGGCGAGGGAGACCAGGAAGAAGAAAGGGACAGACAAUAUGGAGAAGAAGACAUUGAAGUUCCUGGUUUAUCAACAAAACCACCAGGUCCACCUCCACUGUCAUCCUUACCACCAGGACCACCACCCCUGAUGAGCCUGCCUCACAUGAUGUUCCGGCCUCCACCUCCCGGAGCUCCGCCCCCGCCGCCGCCCAUGGGGUCGGUGCGCGUGCCGCCCGGGCCGCCCCCAGGCCGCCCCCCAGUGCUGCCGCCGUCGCUGCCGCCCGGGCCGCCGCCGGGCCUGCCCCCGCGAGUGCGGCUGCCUCCCGGGCCGCCCCCAGGCAUGCCCCCGCGGCUGGUGCGGAUGCCCGGCGGCGGCAUGAUGUCCAUGUCCAUGCCGCCGCUGCCUGGGAUGCCCGCCCCGCCCCUGGGCAUGCCCCUGGGCCACGGCCCCCACGGCCACGGGCCCCACGGCCACGGCACGCCCAACGUGCUCUCCGCGGCGCCCCAGCUCAUCAACCGCGCCGACGGCGGCGACCCCAAGAAGCUCGGUGCCACCACCAUCGAGGCCAAGCCCCAGAUUAGAAACCUCAGUGCUGAUGUUACUCGAUUCCUUCCGACCGCCCUGCGCGUCAAGCGAGAUGAGAAGAUGCCUGUCAGAACACACAGAGCUCCAGACAUUCGUCCGGAAGUGCUUAUGGCUCGUCAACAUCAACAAGGACCUAUACCACCAGGCAGAACCAAGGAUGAUGCUUACCAGCAAUUCAUGCGUGAAAUGGAAGGCCUUCUGUAGAUGUUAUUAGGUUUUUUUAAAUAUUAUUGAUUUGAAUGUCUUUCAUGAUUGAUGUGAAUGUUUUUUUCAUGAUUGAUGUGAAUGUUUUGUUCAUGAUUGAUGUGAAUGUUUUUUUCAUGAUUGAUUUGAAUGUUUUUGUUUGUGAUUGACUCAAAAUGUGUAUAUAUGUAUUCUAAAUAAAACUUGAAUUGAACAGA